AUGGCUGCCGUCGCUCCCAUCACUGGCAUUCUCCGCCGUGGCCUGGUCCUUGACCUGAGCACCGCCUUCGGCUUCGGUACCACUUUCGGCUACCUCUGGUGGUACGGCUACCACCUCCCCCGCGUCCGCGCCCGUGACAACUACUACGCUCGCCUCGAGGAGCAGCGCGCUGCCGGCCAGGUCUAG
Messenger RNA from Aspergillus versicolor CBS 583.65, 186 nucleotides. Its product is annotated as cytochrome c oxidase subunit VIIa. Bases 1 to 186 code for a protein of 61 amino acids. The transcript is spliced from 4 exons. The record is from RefSeq and is a predicted model, not a curated record. Gene Ontology annotation, biological process: mitochondrial electron transport, cytochrome c to oxygen. NCBI's taxonomy places the organism in Eukaryota, Fungi, Ascomycota, Eurotiomycetes, Eurotiales, Aspergillaceae.